Molecule: messenger RNA, 1464 nt
Organism: Kalmanozyma brasiliensis GHG001
Lineage: Eukaryota; Fungi; Basidiomycota; Ustilaginomycetes; Ustilaginales
Exons: 1
Coding region: 1-1464 (487 amino acids)
Biological process (GO): protein localization to kinetochore; attachment of mitotic spindle microtubules to kinetochore; kinetochore assembly
Cellular component (GO): kinetochore
Source: RefSeq, a predicted model, not a curated record
AUGGCUGGUUCAAGCUCCAAGCGAGCCUCACGCGGCCGCGCCUCGGAAGCUGCAGCACCGACGCACUCUCGCAAGGUUCAGUUCGGGGGCGCAGGUGACGACGCAGACGAGAGCAGCACCAACACAUCCAUCGAUCUCAACUCAGAUGCGAUCAAGGUCAUGAUACAUCAAGCCAGGACCAUUCUCACCGAGCUGGGGCCUCAGCUCUCGGCUCGGUCGCCUACCAAGCUGGCAACGAGCGCAUUCGAAAUCUCGCCAGACAACCUCUCGCUGCACACACUGCGAGACCAGCUUCUGUCCAAAGCAGACCGCAGCAAUCAACGACGGCUAUUUGGAGACAAUGCAUCACCGGCAAAGCGUAGACGUAGCAGCAUGUCGCAAUUUGCUGGCGAAGGCGAGCUCGACAUCAACUGGGCUGUCCACAAGGAAUGGCCCGAGGGACUCAUGGAGGAAGAGAGGCUCUUGCUCGACUACUUCAAGAAGCUCAAGUUCAUCUACCUCGAGCAGGAAACCAAGAUGCGCUUCAUGGCCGACAUUCAGGAUGAUCUCGAAUCCGGCAAGGAGGCCACCGUCUACUCGGCCACCGAGGUCGCAGAACGCGAACGCGUAGCCAAGACGCUCAAGACGCAGCUCACCGAAGCGAAGGCGGAAGUGCGCGGUCUCAGGAAGGAAGUGGAUGCAGCAGCCGACGAGCUGUUCGAGCCGUGGCAGGAGGUGGACCAAGAUAGUCGCGAGGCGGAAGUGCUCAUCAAGGAGAUUGGCGACAUGGAGCUCGAGUUGGCCAAGAUUCGCGCUCAAAGCCAUGGCAAGGGAGGCAACGUGGCUGCCAUCGCAGGACGAGACGGACCCUUGACCACCACUGAGGCGGAAGAGUAUCUCGAUGGGCAGGUGGAGGAGAUGACCGCACUCGAAGGCAAGACUGCUGAUGUUAAGAAGGCGAUCGAGGCGACCAAGAAGGACCUCGUCUCGUCGUUGCGCGCGCUCGACAGGAUCAACGCUGAACGAUCGCUGGCCGAAAAGUUUGCCAGCGAGGCCAAGCUGGGCAUGGGCGUCGACGGUGGCCGAGAUCUCGAGACCGAGAGGCUCUGCGCCAGUCAUGCGGCCACCAUCAGCUUGCUGCGAUCUUUGCUGGGCAUCGACGAGAUUGAAGCCAUCUCACCGACCGAGAUCCGCAUCACAUACAAGUUGCCGCUCGACUCGAUUCUUCAGCAGUCACAACAGGAAGCAGCGGGCAAAGCAGCGGGUUCGCGACGCAAGCGAAAGUCGAUUGCGCUUCCCGAUCAGUCUCUGGUUCACGUCAACCUUCGCUUCAAGGAUGUUGGUGGACGCAUCGACGAGGUGAGUGUGACCUCAUCCAAAGGCGAGCAGUACGACAUGCCAGAGGCGUCGAUGGCGAGAUUGCGGGCCUUGCAGAAGGCCAACGAUGUGCCAUUGAUCGUGCAGGAGGUCUUGGCUGCCUUUUGA